This is a messenger RNA of Uranotaenia lowii, 3987 nucleotides long. RefSeq lists its product as uncharacterized. The record is from RefSeq and is a predicted model, not a curated record. The transcript has a single exon. The coding region runs from base 1 to 3987 and encodes 1328 amino acids. Lineage: Eukaryota; Metazoa; Arthropoda; Insecta; Diptera; Culicidae. Gene Ontology annotation, molecular function: nucleic acid binding; zinc ion binding.
AUGGCUCCGUCAAAGAAAGUCGUGAAAAAGAAUACGUUGCCAUUAGAAACGCUGAUUCGCAGAAGAAAUAAUAUUCUUGGAUCUGCUAAAUUGAUGGAACAAGCAAAUCAAGUUCCAGUGCGAAUCGAGCGUUUAGAUGAGCUAUGGGAUCGCUUCGAAAGCGUCCAGGAAGAAAUCGAGCUAAUGGAAGGUGAAGAAGAAGUGUUCGCAGAAUCUCGACAAACAUUUCAGACUCUGUACUAUGAGCUGAAAGCAUCUCUCAAUAGUAAAAUUCCGAGAUCUGCAUCACCUGUCCUUAGCCGAAGAAUUCCCGAAAGUGUUGUGCCCCCUGUGAACCCCACUCUGUCCGUGAAACUUCCUGAACUAAAACUCCCUGAAUUCCACGGGAAUCCCGAAGAAUGGAUCGAGUCCAGAGAUCUUUUCAACUCAGUUAUCCAUAUGAACAAUCUGAUAUCUCCUGUGCAAAAAUUGCACUAUUUGCGUGGUUCCUUGAAGGGUGAAGCCUCUCGUAUCAUAUCCUCAAUCGCGAUCUCUGCCGACAAUUACGCGAUUGCGUGGAAAGCUAUUUGUGAUCGAUACGAGAACAAAAACUUUCUCAUCAAGCGUCAUAUGUCAGCCAUUUUGAAAAUCCCCGCAAUUAGGCGGGAAUCUGCCGUUGGGUUGGCUGAGCUAGCUGAUGAGUUCAACCGACACGUGGGAAUUCUCGAUAAGUUGGAGCAGUCUAGUGAACACUGGAACUCAUUCCUCGUUGAGCAUUUGAGUACCUUACUCGAUGAAAAGUCCCUUAUGGAGUGGGAAACACAGUGCCAAGAACAGGAAUCUCCCACUUACUCCCAGUUGUAUGAGUUCAUCCAUAAGAGGUCUCGAAUGCUCCAAAAGUGCAAAGUGUUAACCAACACGAACACAAGUGUGCAAAUGAAGAACACUAGAGGAAAACCCUCUGCAUCUCAUGUCGUGUCGGAAAAUGUUGUGAAGUGCCUAAGUUGUAAGCAGGCACAUCAACUCUCGCAGUGCCCCACUUUUCUCAAGCUUACUCCGAACUCUCGCCUAGACUUUAUCAAAACCCAUCGUCUUUGUAUCAAUUGCUUGAGAAGUGGGCACUUAGCGAAAGACUGUCGCAGUAGUGUGUGUAGAAGUUGUGCCAAAAAACAUCAUACAUUGCUUUAUCUCCCCCCUCGAAACUUUAACGGCACAACUUCUGAAGAAUUAACUGAAAGUGAAACUCCACAAACCUGCAUAGCUGUGUCGACUGCUGCGACUACCAACACGUCAUCAGCACAAUCGUUCUCGGUAUCGCGAGCACCGCCGGUGGUGCGAUCGUGUCCGUCAAAUUCGUCGUCGCCGGUUACCCACACCCGAUCGAGUGGUGAAUCGUCGUUUGGGUUGCUCUCACGGUCGGGAGAGCAGGUUGUCGAAUGCCCUCCUCUCGCGUCGCAGCAAUAUUCGUCGUCAUUCGAAAAUGAACCACCUUCCCCCCAAGAACAGCCCACAUCACUCACACAAGUCACUUCGCCGGAAAAUGCCACUAUAUUCCUAUCUACCGCUCUGGUGCGAAUAUUGGAUCGCCACGGUAAUUAUCAUCUCGCACGCGCUUUACUCGAUAGUGGAUCGCAAUCAAAUUUUAUUUCCGAAUCGUUAUGCCAACGUUUGGAUUUGAAGCGCAACAAAAUCAACUUACCCAUCUGCGGUAUCGGACAAGCAACAGUUAAUGUCCAUUAUAAAGUACAUGCAAAAAUCACUUCUCGCUUCAAUCAAACCGAAUUUACACUCGACUGUCUCGUUUUGCCCAAACUAACGGUUUGUUUGCCCAGUCGGAACGUUAAUAUUUUUGACUGGAAAAUUCCUCGUAACAUUUCUCUCGCUGAUCCGAAAUUCAAUAUUACCCACGGAAUCGAUCUAUUAAUUGGCGCUGAACUGUUCUUCUCGCUUCUCGAAUCACACCAAAUCCUCCUUGGCGUAGGACUGCCAUUGUUACAGCGCACAGUUCUGGGGUAUGUAGUGUCCGGAAAAUCAAUUUCCCAAUCCGUGAACACAUCGAUAUGCAACACCGCCAUAAUGCAGCCACCGGACUUAAACGAACAACUCGAACGAUUUUGGCAAGUGGACAAUUUCGACGUCGGAAAAGCGUUAACCGCGGAUGAAAAGGAGGUAGAAACGCACUUCGAAAAAACGUUUUCGCGGAGUGACGACGGCCGAUAUGUGGUUCGACUACCUCUUCGCGAAGAACUAGUUCCAUUGUUGGGUGACUCAUACAGCACAGCUGUUCGUCGUUUUUUGCUAUUGGAGAAGAGGCUGUCAGCUGAUCAGCAAUUGCGAGAAGAUUACGAGAAGUUUAUGCAGGAGUAUGUGAUGUUGGGCCAUAUGGAAGUGUGCCGUCGCGUCGCGGGCCCGCAGUUCUUUCUUCCGCACCAUGCAGUGCGACGCCCUGAUAAUACCACCACCAAAACACGAGUCGUGUUCGAUGCUAGCUGCAAGGCAUCGGGUCAGCUGUCCCUGAACGACGUUCUCCACACAGGUCCGACGGUACAACCGGCUCUUCUAUCUACAGUUCUCAACUUUCGAAAGCCGAAGUAUGUCUUUACAGCAGACAUAGAAAAAAUGUUUCGCCAAGUAUGGGUGCAUCCAGACGAUCGAAAAUAUCAACAGAUCAUUUGGCGAAAAGAUCCCUCCUUACCCCUCCAAGUCUACCAACUCAAGACUGUAACAUACGGUCUAGCCAGUUCACCGUAUCAUGCGGCGCGCGUUCUCAACCAGCUUGCCACCGAUUAUCAUCAUGAUUACCCCCUCGCCUCCUCAAUUGUAAAGCAUCGAACGUACGUGGAUGAUACAUUAGCCGGAUAUGAUGAUUUAGCCGAAGCAACCGAAGCCUGUCGUCAACUUGUGGAGAUGCUGAAAAUAGCUGGUUUUACUUUGCGCAAGUGGUGUAGCAAUCAACCAAAGGUUCUCGAAAAUGUCCCCGAAGAACUUUGGAAUCAUUCGUCGCAGACCGAGAUCGGUCGGUCCACAACAACAACAAAAACUCUUGGCCUUUUGUGGAACCCCCAAACAGAUACAUUCAGCUUUAAAAUUCCGUCGCUGUGUACCGCCAACCCAGUUACGAAACGUGUGGUAGUAUCCGAAAUGUCGCAAUUGUAUGACCCCAUGGGUCUCGUCGGGCCUGUAGUAGUCAGCUGUAAAGUGUUCGUGCAACGACUAUGGGCUGCAAGUGUCGAGUGGGAUGCUCCACUUUCCGAAGACGAUCGCUCCUGGUGGAAUGAAUUUCGUGAUGGUAUACAAGAUCUCCAACGUCUCUCCAUCCCCCGUCGUGUUUUGGCUAACGUCGAUAAUGAGUUCACAUUGCAUUGUUUCUGCGAUGCGUCGGAACGUGCCUAUGGAUGCUGUGUGUAUGUGGUAAGCAAGGGAUCAGAUGAUCGCACUCAUAGCCAGCUGUUGAUCCCUCAGUCUCGCGUCGCACCUCUUCGCAAUCUGACCAUUCCGAGACUUGAGUUGUGUGCGGCAGUUCUAGCCAGCCAGAUGAUGGAGAAACUACGGACAACAACAGAAUUCGAUGGACCAACGGUGUUUUGGUCCGACUCAACUGUCGUGCUACACUGGAUUCGAUCUCCACCUCCAGAUUGGAAGCCUUUCGUAUCGAAUCGAAUUGCCGAAAUACAGAGGUCAACAAAAAACUCCCAGUGGAGACACAUUCGCACCGAUGUCAACCCAGCUGACAUCCUCUCUCGAGGGGCAUGGCCCUCCCAGAUUCUCGACAACGAUCUUUGGUGGCAUGGAACAGACUUUCUCGUGGCCGCUCCGGAGUUCUGGCCACCCGUUUUACCAACCUCCAACCUUCAGUCUGUGGACCGAGACGAGAUGAACAUUGAAAAGCGUCAACGUUAUACCACAGAUAAACAGACAGGACACUCUUUUUCCAUUCUUUGCAAAUUGCUCUGGAAGCUAGGCAAUGUCGCCAACAGAGUGCACUGCAUUCGGAUAAAAGAUUUCUAA